This is a messenger RNA of Dichomitus squalens LYAD-421 SS1, 2539 nucleotides long. RefSeq lists its product as uncharacterized. The record is from RefSeq and is a predicted model, not a curated record. The transcript has 4 exons. Bases 87 to 2513 code for a protein of 808 amino acids. NCBI's taxonomy places the organism in Eukaryota, Fungi, Basidiomycota, Agaricomycetes, Polyporales, Polyporaceae.
GCGAAAGCCGUCGUGCGGCCCCAUCUGGCGUUCAAUAUUUCGCGACGGAUAGCGUGCGGGGGCGCGCUCAUGGGGCUGCACGACAUAUGGAGCUGUACCAGGCUGCUUUGUUGGACUUCCUGCGGCCCAUGUGGGAGUACGAAUGCCGUGCACGGCGUGAGAUGAAGUCAUCUCCUAUGCCUUGGAGUAGGGCCUCAGAAGACGACAAGCCGCGACUCGAGCAGGCUUCAGAGCUCGCCAAGGUUCCCUUGUCUUCCGAAAUCAAGUCAAUGGGCGAAAAUCAUCCCAAGCUUCAGACCUGGAGAACGCAGUACGGUAAUCCUCUGGACAUCCCUUGGCUUGGCAGCACCCACGACGAUUAUCCCUUCGCUUCCACGUUGUCCAGCUAUGUGAAGCUGCGUCGCACGAGUACGACUCCUACUCUUCGCGACGACGCGGCCCUAUGGCUUGGAGCAAUGACGUUCGGCCUCACCGAGAUCGUGACCCGCAUCAAGGUGUCCGAAACCGAUAUCCUUUCGCCGGGGACGGGUGGAGGCACGCGAGUGGUUUCCGGUGCCCGCCUUUCCAGCUUCCUCUUCAAGUGGCACCACUAUAUGCAAGAUUUCAUGCACCGAGGAGCAUUCGACCCGGAAGCUCAUCAUCGACGAGGCUGCGAGCUCGUGCCGGUCCUGAACCAAGUGCUCGCUGCCCUCGAUGAGGAAGGACUCCAGGGUACCAGCCUCAUGCUUCGCGCCGGCUUCUCUCUCGACGCCCAAGUCGACAUCCUUGGCGCUCUGGCGCUUGCCAUCGGGAUGCUGUUCAACUGCGCCCUGUCCAUCUGGCGCGACGUACCAGAAAUGCAGAACAUCUCGAAGCAGCUUCACGACACGACGCGCUACUUCCACCAGCACCCUAAAGAGAUGUGUAGGCGCGUCAUGCUGUCUGCGGGCUGGUGUCCGUACUCCGUUUCGAAGCGCUUCCUCGCGAGCAUCAAUGAGCUCGCGCUGCUCUCCCACAUCGUCCGGGGGAAACCAUUCGUUCGCAAAGCUGAGGACGAGCACAGCAAGUGCACAGAAGCCGGGUGCGCGUUGUACACAAUCGACCUCACGACCUACUCUGUCCGCCACGUCGACCCGACAUGCCAUUGCGCGAACGCCGCGCCUCCCCUCCAAGACAUCGCGAAACUCCUCUCCUCUUCCAACGGCGGCCCGAAUGUGGUACCUGUCGUUCAUUGGGACGGGAUGCAGCUGCGCGUGCGCCCCGCUGCCGACGGACAGUACGUCGCGAUUUCUCACGUCUGGGCCGACGGCCUCGGGAGCACCACCGAGGUCGGUCUGCCCGCCUGUCAAAUCGCCCGCCUGGCCGAGCUCGUGAAGCAGAUCGUCCCGGGGACAGGCGAUUUCUGGAUGGACUCGCUCUGCGUGCCCCGCGAGGCCGCGCUGCGUACGCGCGCGCUCAAGCUGCUUCCGAAGACGUAUAGAGAAGCUGCGAAGGUGCUCGUCCUCGAUGAGUGCGUCCGCGCGCGGUGCGCAAAGAACAAGCCGUGGGAGGAGAACUUGUUUCGGAUCGUCAUGUCGGGGCUUUCUUUCGAGUAUGCCGACGGAUUGGCCGAUGUGACUGAUCAACUACGGGGCAUCAACGGAAAGGACUCGUCCGUACCUCGCCCGUCCGGCUCAGGCAAGGUGGCCCUCGACACCGGCGACGGUCAUAUCCCCAAUGGCCUCGAGGCUCAUGCGUUCAACCCUGCCUCCCUCUACCGCUCAUGCUUUCCCGUCAUCACGCUCCGCUCUGCUCAUAAGGACAGCCUUGAUGGAUGGUGCACGAUCGACGAGGUCACCGACCUCCUCCGCUUGCGGACCGUGACGAAACGUGAAGACGAGAUUAUAUCGCUUUCCGGCCUACUUCCCAUUGACGUGGACGCACUCCUUUCCCUCAAUGGUCCGGAUGCCGCAGAACAGCGGAUGAGAGCGACCCUGCAGAAGCUCCGCGACCUCCCACGGCGCCUGCCGAUGCUCCACACAUCGCGGCUCAACCUUCCUGAGUUCCGAUGGGCCCCGCUCAGCUUCACGGGCGCGCAUGAGCCCGUUGGAGGCACAAACGACACAGCAGUAUGCACGAGCGAAGGUCUCUCUGCGGAUUACUCCUUUGCCCGAUUCGAAUCCUCCGUGGCGAUACCUCCCUUCUGCGCCCAGGGCCUACAAGAGGGCUUCAAAAUCGCGAUCAUCCAGCAGGGCUCAGCGUGCAUCUACGAGGCGAUCUUCAGCAUGCCCGCGGACCAUUACCGUUCAGGGUUGCCGAGAGACUCGAGGAUCAUCGCGUGCGCUGCAGUAGCGCUUCGUACCGGAAGUGCCCAAGGGGAAGGGGUUGGGAACAGUGCAGUGAAAUGCGACUACGUCGCGUCCGUGGAGUUCUGGUGUUCGAGCGAUGCCGGCGGAGCGGUAGAGCCUAGGGCACAUGCGAUAGCCAUGACGCCGGACGUCUAUGGGCUCUUCACCAUAGGCGGCUUGAGCAACACGAAGGUGCUUCUAAGAUGAAGACGAAAUCCCCCAAUGGGGUGCAC